Podarcis lilfordi (Lilford's wall lizard) is the source of this 21802-nucleotide messenger RNA. The record is from the annotation of a GenBank genome assembly. Lineage: Eukaryota; Metazoa; Chordata; Lepidosauria; Squamata; Lacertidae.
AUGAGUGGCUUUGAGGAGAUUACCUGGCAUGUCCCAAGGUAAACAAAGCGGCAGAAUCUCUGUUGGUCCUUUACUGGAAGAACAUGGGGGAUAAAAAAACUAUUUGAGGGCUGAGGCCUCCCAAACAGCCCAGUUUUCUAAUUCUACUUCCCUUCCUCGUCUUUCAACAUGGUGCACGGCUAACACUUCCCUGAAGGUCAGCGCCAAAUUGCUCCCAUUUCAAAAGCCAGUGGCUGGCUGAGAAGGACAGCUGGUGGGAAUUACAGGUAAAUGGAGAUUAAUGUGUUUUCUCUGAGGCAAGGUUUUCCCCAUUACACACUAGCGGCCUACUUUUAUUCGGCCUUAGCAGCAGUCCCUCACGACACACCUUUUCGGUGUGAGGCCUGACAUUUUCCCUCCUCUGUUCUUUUUUGUAUUUAAAAGAAAGUGCCAAGAGAGUGAGUGAGGAAAAAUAUCCUACGUUAGGCUUAUAACACAGGGGCGAGGAACCUCAGGCCCGGGGGCCAAAUGGGCUCUCAAAACCCCUCUACUUGGCCCUCAAAAUUCUCCUCACAACACACCCCUCUCCCCAGGCCACCAUUUCACAAUAGGGCCCUUUUUGGCACCUGAGGAGGACUCCAAAAUGGCAUCCCCCUCCUCACCAAAGAAGAAGGGCUGCGGUAAGGUCUAUAUCAGUAACAAGAUGGAAAAGAAAGAUCAACAUUAGGGAUCUACUCCCCGGUGAAUCCUGCUGCCUGAGGCGUUUGCCUCAGCUUGCCUCUUGGUUGAGCUGGCCCUGGCAGGACCCUCCAGGAGAAGCAAAUGCCCACAUUUUUCCAGGAGGAGAUGCUACCCUGACACCCAAUGCUGUCCUUCAGGAGACUCUGAGAACCAUCAUUCCCAAUAAGGGCAUUUUUCGUUUUAAAGAGGGAAUUGAGAAAGUCAGAGAGGUGGGCCCAUUUGGGCUGCUCCAAGCUGCAAGGGCAAAAGAGGCGUCAUUUAUCUACAGCCAGUCCUGGAUAAUGACAGUGCCCUUUCGCAGGCCUUGGGUUGGCAGGCCGGUACUUGCUUACACACCAUUCCUCCGACUUAAAUCAGCAGCAAAAGGCACAGACACAAGUCAAGAGGCCAGCUUUGUCCCCAUAUCCAAGCAGUAGCAACACUACUGCAGAACCUAGCAAUGCCAGACAUACUGUCACAGUUAAUUCAAAGUGCUGUGUGUCAUCGGCUGCCAGCAUUUAACACAUGGCCAGCAGAUCAAUUGAUGCAAGAUGAAUAAAUCAACACAAAGUUGAUAUCAACUAUGGCAAAGUCCAGAAACUUAUUUCAGUCUACCAGAACGCUCUGCAACUGACCUUGAGUUGCACUUCAAACAAAGGGACAUCAAAGAGAAACUCCAUUGUGAAACCCUAAAUUGCAAUUUAUUAGGCAAUUCAGUUCUGUUAUCUGUUGCUUGAAUCGAGAUGAGCUGAUUUUCAUCAUACUAAAUGCGUCGAUUACCAAUGUUUGCUGUGAAUCCUUAAGUUGCUGGCCUCUUGCCCAAUUAGUCUGAACAGAUGUGGUUGCAUCUUCGUUUGUGCUUGGGCUGUAUGUACAAUGAAUUUUGUGGUGUGUUCCGGGUAGAAGUUGUAGGGCGUUUGCAGUUUUCACCAGCGCUGCCUUGUUAAUUGGUCACAUAAUUGUCUCUCUAAUUGUCACUGCCUAUCCUUUUUUGCAUUUCAUUCCCCCUGGUGUCCCUCCCUUACAUACAUACCUACCCAACUCAUUGGCAUCUGAUGAAGCGAACUGUGAUCCAUGUAAACUGAUGCCAUAAGAAAUUGUUAGUUUUUUAGGUGGCACAAGACUCUUAGUUUUGGGAGGAAUUCCAGCAUCACACAAUCAGCACGGCAUUUAGCAUUUUUUACUUAGUUUUUAACCUUUAUCAGACAGGCAUGGCCAAACUUGGCCCUCCAGUUGUUUUGGGACUACAAUUCCCAUCAUUCCUGACCACUGGUCCUGUUAGCUAGGGAUGAUGGGAGUUGUAGUCCCAAAACAGCUGGAGGGUCAAGUUUGGCCAUCCUUGGAAGCAACGUUUUGUAUUUUAUCAGUUCCCCUAAAACUGAUGGCUACAAUCCAGUGCUGGAUUUACGUAUAAGCUAAACAAGCUAUAGUUUAGGGCUCCACUCUCUUUGGGGGCCCCCAAAAAAAUUAAAGGAAAGAAAACCUGGAUGUGCAUUUCCAAAAUAUAAGAUAAAAUAAAAUAAAAUCCUACAUACAGCAACAGUGGUUUGUGUUGUGUUGUGUAGGCUCCUAUGAUGUAAGUAAAUGGGCUAGCCUGCUCCCUAAAAUAUCACUGGCAUAUAUUCAACACAAAAAGCAGUGACAAUUUGUUGUUGACAAAGGACAGCUGGACAUAUAAAGGGCCCCAUUACCUUCAGUAGCUUAGGGCCUCAUCAAACCUAAAUCCGGCCCUGAUACAAUCUAAAAAAAAAUUAGCUGCAGAUGAAGCCUAAACUGGAUGUGACUUUUCACUGCUCUAAUGUGGUUCUGUUUUUUUACUUCAUGUGCAAUUCUUAAAGAUAGCUUAAAAAAAGAGAGCUGUGUAUGCAAGUCAAUUAAGUACUUGAUUUAGCUGAGAGGAGAUCUUGGGGGGGGGGGCGCAAUUUAAAUAAGUCUGCAAUGCUAAUGGGGAUAUUGUAAGUUACUCAACACAGCCCUCCCGCUUGCAGUAGGGUAUAUUACAGUGAACCGCACUGCAGGGAUGUUGUAUCCUGCUGCCUCAGUUCAACUUGCAGUGUGGGGAUAGAAGCAAUGGAUAACACCCUCUGUAUUUCUGCCUAACAUCCAACCUGAAACAGAGUCCUAAUACCUCUGAACAGCACAGAAAUCACAUAAAGCCUUGCCUACACUGCAGGGCAGUAGUAGGUCUUGCUGUACUUGGGGAUAAUUCACUUUGGAAUUCCAUUGGCAGGGUUGUUUUGUAAUAACCACACUAAAUAAGAACUUAGAAGAGCAGGAACUCUCUGUUGGGGGUGUGUGUGGAUGCACUGGUGUCCAAGCCCAGCAAUAUUAAGGCCCCCCCCGCCCCGAUUUCUAUGGGCAGUUAUUGACAUCUUUUCCUGGGGAUAUUUAAAAACAGCUUCUUACUGUGAACUAGGAAGCGCCCUAUCCUGACGAUGAGAGGGAUCUGUCCAGCCCAUUUAUAUUUAUAUUGCUUCUAAUUUUCUAGACACUCCAUUGCAUCUCCUCCACCCCAGUUUUUAACCUCCCUCUCCAACAGUCAAGUUGGCAUUAACGGACACUGAGCAUGCUUAGCCAUCAUGGGGACGUUUUCGGGUCCUUCCCCCUCUAACUCCCAUCUACUUCUGCAAACUACCCCAGGUUUGCCAAGACCUCCUUCCUUGUAGGUGGGCAUUGCUGAUUUGGCUCUGUUAACUGUGGGCCCUCAUCCCUGAAGAUUAGAAAUAGAACGUGAGAUGGUGUCAACUGAUGUUUCGCUAGACUUCUCCAUUACUUCGAAUCGCCCGUCUCCCUGUUUUCGUGGAAGCCUUGUGGAUGCGGAAGGUCUGAGCCGUUUAAUGCUGGAAAGUGAAUGGAAUGUCUUUGUCUGGAAAGAAAGGGGGUGGGAUUAGGACACCCACCCACCCCCAAUUCCGAGGUGUUGUUGAUCCUCAAAGGUCUACCUUCCACCACCUCAGGUCUUUCUCGAGGGAAGAGAUUCUCCAUGUUAUGUAUCUUUGCACAUGUAAGGGUGGUUUAGGAUCACAACUCUCAGUGAAGCAAAGGUUGAGAGGGGGGCUGUAACGAAUAGGUACCUUGUUAUCUGAAACUGAAAAUGUACUCUGGAGAGAGGAGAAGAUAAUAAAUAAUAAUAAUAAUAAUAAUAAGGAAAGAACAGGUGUCAGAAUGCAGAGAUGGCUGGCAGGGUGAGGUGGAGGAGAGGGAUCAUAGAAUUGCAGAACUAUGUUGAUAAAACUUGUUAGUGAGGGACAAUUGGAUUAGUGGUGGCAUUCUGGCUAUGAAGUCCUUUGGAUAGUGGGAAAGGAGUGUGUGUGUGUGUGCGUGCGAACAAUAAUCUUGUUCUCCCCCCCCCCCCCCACUUCAUGGUCAAAAGAAGGCCCCAUAGCCAAAACAUCAGCCCUUCUAAUCUUUUCUUUUCUCUACGCCCCCCCUACCCCACCCGCAACAUGUGCUUUAUUAACCCCCUUUUCUCAUUUAACUGCUUUGAAUAGCUCAGUGGGUAGCAUCCUUCUUAGAAAGUGAAGACUGGGCUCGCUGGUGGGGGUGUGUGGGCAGCGGCGGGAUGGGGGGGGGAGAGAGAGAGCUUCCUUGGAGAUGAGAUGUCAGAAGAGAAAUGCAGACAAACCCCCAGCCCCGGCCUAGAGAAAGAAAAGCCCCCUCUGUAAUCCUGUCUGCAGUGUCCUCAUGACCACAGGCUCCAAGGUAGCCAGGAAUUCCAGGUCCCCCUUUUGAGGGAAGACAAAUGGUGAGAUUUGGAAGAACCGGGUCACUGGGGCAGCUCCUUCUAAGCUCUGCAGGCAUGGAAGGGAUAUUUUCUUUUUUAAAAAAAGUAAUCUCACUGCUGCGUUUUGCUAGUAAACUAAAUUAGAGGGAGGAAUGAAAGGGCCCCUUGGAUACGCUCCAGGCAGCGCAAAGAGGAGAGGGCUUGCAUGUUUGAGGUCACACUUAAGCUUGGGCGAGUUUGUUUAUUUAUAUUUAAAUGUAAUGGUUGCUUUGUGGCCACAGGGGCUCUCAAAAGAGGCUUACAAUAAUAAUAAUAAUUUAAAAAGCAACAGUAGAAGUAUCAUGAAGCUAAUUCCUUAAAGGCAAUGCACAACUGUGUAGAGUCCAUGGGAAAACUGCCUUAUAUAUAUCCAGUCCAUCUAGCCCAAUACUGUUGACUCAGACUGGCAGCAGCUCUCCAGGCUGAGGUCUUUCACAUCAUCUAUAUUUCCUUUUCAACCAGGCUUUGGGCUGAUUAAUAUUCUACAGCCUUUUAAAUUAAGGUUACCAGAAGUCCCCGUUUCCUGGGGACAGUCCCCGGAUUUACAAAUCAGUCCCCAUACAAAAUCCAUUGAAGUUGAAAAGUGUCCCCGGAUUCAUUGAAAAAAAUCUGGUAACCUUAUUUUAAAUGUGUCUGUGGGAAGGGGGAGAGUUGUAGUUAUGCUGUUUUGUUGUUGUUUUUGCCCUGUAUUUUAUUGUGUGAGCAGCCCUGAUAUCUUAGGAUGAAGGGCAGUAUUUAAAUCUAAUAAACAAAAUAAAAAUAAAAUCUACUAGCUAAUUUCUCCCAAUAAGGAGACUGAGGAGCAUUUUACCACAGGUGAUCCCAAAAUGAGUGAUAAAUGGUUCAUCUGUGCACCCCCACCCUGUAAACAUUUUACUCCUGGCAUGGCAGUUUUGUUCCAAACAGAAAAUAAGUCUCUACAAAAAUAAGGCUAUAGAUGGGGCUCUCCACAUCUUUAUUGCUCUUUUGUUUGACAACUGCACACACACACACACACAGAGAGAGAGAGAGAGAGAGAGAGAGAGAGAGAGGUCUGGUUCACACAUCACAUUCAGCAAUCAUUAAUAUAAACUAUGGUUUAAGAUAAACACACAGUGUGCGUGACUUCUCCCCUGCUCCUCACCAUGGUCCGCUUAGCGUUACAUCCAAAUCCAGGUUCAUGCUUUGUUCCCCCCCCCCCAAAAAAAAAACCAACUAUGAGCAGUAAGCCGAGAACAAACCUUGGCUGUGUGUUGCCCGGUGACCAACAAACCACAAGCUUGGGUUUGAGCACAAUACUAAGCCAGAUCAUGGUUUGUUUUCAGGUGGCAGCAGCAGCAGCAGAAGAGGAGCUAAGUGCAUGCUAUUUCAGCCAGAAGCGGUUUAGUCAUGCUGGCCACAUAACCCGGGAAAGCUAUCUGCGCACAAACGCUGGCUCCCUCAUAGAUGAGCACCACACCCCAUAGUCAAAUUUGACUGGACAUAACCUAUUUUACCUAUUUCAGCAGCAUGCAUGUUUACGUUAAAUCGUAGUAUAUUUUAACUAUGUUUUAAUACAAUGUGCAAAAUGCCUUCGUUCAUUCUGCAGUUCCCCAUUCUUCAGUUCAGACUGGGCAAAACCAGAACCACCUAAGACAUACCAUUGGGGUGGAGAACCUCAGGCUUGGGGGCAGAAUGUGGCCCUCAAGGCCUUUCCUUCUGGCCCUUGGGACUCUUCCCAAGCUACACACCCUCUCCCUAGGCCACACACCGCACCAGCUCUGCUUUGUAUCCUCCUUAAGUAUUUCCCCCCCCCCCGAUGAAAUGUGUCCUUGAACUUUGAUAUUGCUUCCUGUUUGCCUGAUUGGAGGGCGUGCGAGUGUGUGUAGAAAACUCAUCUUCUGUACAAAGGGAAAAGUCACAUUUGCUGCCCCACCCAAUUUUGCUCUAGGCCUCGCCCCCUGAUUUGUGCCACCCACGCCCCAGCAGGCUGCUUAGAUUCCACCUGCCUGUAUGGCAGGGUGCAUGCCAUUUUCUAGUUAUUAUAAUCUUUACAACUACCGUGCUCCUUAAGGCAGCACUGUUGUCUCUCAUAUUGCAGGUGGUGUGUGUGUGUUUGUAUGUAUGUAUGUGUAAAAUACGGUUGCCAUACGUCUGGGACUUUCCAGCCAUGUCCUCUUUUGUGGGCCCUACAUGCCCAUCUAGGGGGAAUUUUACAUUUUAAAGCAAAUGUCCUGGAUUUGGGGUUUUUUUUAAAAAAAAUGUGCAUGGGUGGCUCUGGCACGGAUGACCCGGGCUCUGGCAUGGGCAGCUUGGGCUUGGCAGCGGAGGGGCUAUCAGAUGAUUGCCCUCGAAAAGCACAACCACUUUUUGUGUGUGGAUUUUUACCUCUUGAAAUAUGGCAACCCUAAAACAUGGUGGAGUAUGGCUUGCCUAAGAGUUUGUGGCAGAGGUUACCAGAGACUCCCCGAUUCAUCGCUUACUCACUUAGGCACUAUGAAGCACUAACUGUUGCAAUUUCACCCCCUCGUCACCCGAUUACUGAACACUUAGAAUCAUAGAAUUGUAGAGUUGGAAGGGACCCCAAGGGUAAUCGUAAAUCCAACCCCCUGAAAUGCAGGAAUCUCAGCUAAAGCAUCCCUGGCGGAUGGCCACCCAACCUCUGUUUAAAAACCUCCAAGGAAGAAGAAGUCCACCAUCUCUCGUGGGAGACCAUUCCACUGUCAAGCAGCUUUUACGGCUCGACAGUAAGAGUCGAACACAUCUUGCAAAUGUGAACCAAUUCUACGUUAAAGCACCAGCUGGAAUGUGCUUCCCUGGAUGGGUGUGUGUAGUGUUAGUGGAGGGGUAGUACCUCUGGUGGGGGACACCUUCUUGGGUACUUUGUCCACCUUUGGUCCCCACUGUACUCAGCUCUAACCUGCUCCCUUCUGUGGAUUGAGUGGACAAGAUUCAAUUGGGGCUCAAGUGGGCCGAAAGGUCAAGAAGGCGGUUUCUGCACAUGCUGUAGUGAGGGGCAGAUGGUGUUCAUCAACCUGGGAAGGCAGCCAAUCUAGGAAAACUCUGACCCUAAAUCUCCGCUGGCUUGUGGGAUAUCUUCUGGAGAAUAAAAGGCUAAAGAGUAAACCCUUACAGAAAUCCAGAGUGGAGUCCCUAGGCAGUUGGAUGGUGCCUUGUACACCUCUUUCCAGCAACUCCUGCAGCCAUGUUGGUGCCAAACAUAUUUUUCUGCUUUCCUUUGGACCACGUCAGUGAGGCCGAGAAGGAUGGGGGGGGGGUCCUGUUGUCUGGGCAGCCCAGGACCUCCAUAUGCACUGCCCUGGUUUGUGCCCCGGAGCGCUCACUUUGGUGCUGCUAAUACAGCAGUUUGACCUCACCUCCAGAGGUGCACUCCAUUGUCUCUUGAGACAGAUGGAUGCCAAUAACCCUGUGUGUUUGCAUGUGUGUCUUAAAAAGCAGAGACAUCACUUUGCCGACAAAGGUCUGUAUAGUUAAAGCUAUGGUUUUCCCAGUAGUCAUGUAUGGAAGUGUGAGCUGGACCAUAAAGAAGGCUGAUCGCCGAAGAAUUGAUGCUUUUGAAUUAUGGUGCUGGAGGAGACUCUUGACAGUCCCAUGGACUGCAAGAUCAAACCUAUCCAUUCUGAAGGAAAUCAGCCCUGAGUGCUCACUGGAAGGACAGAUCCUGAAGCUGAGGCGUCAAUACUUUGGCCACCUCAUGAGAAGAGAAGACUCCCUGGAAAAGACCCUGAUGUUGGGAAAGAUUGAGGGCACAAGGAGAAGGGGACGACAGAGGAUGAGAUGGUUGGACAGUGUUCUUGAAGCUACCAGCAUGAGUUUGACCAAACUGUGGGAGGCAGUGGAAGACAGGAGUGCCUGGCGUGCUCUGGUCCUUGGGGUCACAAAGAGUCGGACACGACUAAACGACUAAACAACAACAGAAAUAGCUGUGUGUAGAAAUCGCAUUCAUGGCUAUUCAUCCAGUUUUGCUUCUUGCCCUACCUUCCAUUGGCGUGUGACCCCGUGGAGGAAUGCAACUGUUGGGUGGGAAAAGGUUCCCCACCCCUGUCUCAAAUAAAGGGGGAGAGCUAUCCAUUGUGGAAGAGCAGGAACUACAGCAAACGAAACUGUGAGCUCCUUGGCCGCUGCAGCCAAUCCACAGCACCAGAUCGCCACAGCUGACUUCAAGGCAGUCAACCUGGCCUUUGGCGUAUUGUGCCUGCCAGUGAUUUAUAGAUUGUGCCGCUUGAAAGCAACAGCAUGCACAGCCUCUCCAUCAUUCCAAGCUACCUCACGCCAUUGUAAACAACUGUUUCGGCAGCAUUUCUACUCAUUUCCCUAAAAGCUUCUGCAGAGGGCCUUUGCCAGGCAUUGUGUGGAGUAAACUCAAUUAAUUAGUUCAUCCUAGGUCUGGGGUUUCAGCCAGAGAAGCAAGUAGUACGAGACCACACAGAAUCCCCUCCUAGGAAUAAAAUCAAUUUCCUUUAUACAUUAAAAAAAAAAAGAUGAUUAAAAUUCUGUCUGCUUUAAUUCACCAGGAUGAUUCAAUUGUCUCUGCCAUGUAGCUCCAGUGGGAGUUUUAGCAAAUGAUAACAAAUAAAUGACCAGCCGAAGCACAAUUCUUGGACAAGCAACAUUUCUCAAAUUGCUCCUCCCUAGACAAUCAUGAGGGAAAACAUGGAGAAAUUCCGUGGCAUGGGAAACAUGGUGGGCGAGAAGGAAAAGAGGACCGGACACAGAGGAGCUGUUGAAUUAAGCCACUUUGCCCAUUCAGGGAGAAGAGGACCCGUCCCCGGUGCCAUUUGUGUGAGGAGGUUUCUAUUGCAAAUGAGCAGGAGCCAUUGGCAAGGGCCCGUUUAAUUUGAUCGCAGUUCAUGGCAGACCGAGAACAAAGGAAGCGACCGAGGCAAUAAUUGCCUCCUGGUGGGGAGCUGGAGAGUUUAAACUUGGUUGGCACUUGCACUUCGAAUCAGACCACUCUUCCAUUGGCCCUGCCAAGCCCACAAUAGGCCAGGUAACAAAGAUUGUGGUGGUGGGAAGCGGGGGAUGCUUUCAAAGUCACACACAGCAUGUUAGCACAGCCUGGGCGAAUUGGAGGAGACUCUCGCAUGGAGGUUUAGGGAGGGAAGUCUACUCUUUAUCACAUUUGAAGUACAGCACAAGAGUUUUUCACCACAACCCAAUAGGGCAGGGGCUGCUUGGUCCAUGACCUUUGGGUAAUCUAAACCCUUGCCCAGCUUCUCAUGAAUGACGUCACACAUUUUCUCCUACAUAGAGAUGAUCGGCAUAUAGGAAUAAUGUUUACCUGUAUUUUUAUUUCAUUCCUCUUCCUAUGUUUUUAGCUGUUCUUAUUUUAUCUGUAAGCUGCCUUGAGUCCCUCUCAGGGAAAAGGGCUGGGGUAAAAUAUUAUUAUUAUUAUUAUUAUUAUUAUUAUUAUUAGCAGCAGCAGCAGCAGCAGCAUUCAUAUGAAGCAGCACUAAAGAAAGGCAUAGAGCAUGAAGAGGGGCUGCAAGGGAAAUUUUCUAGUGAUUUAUUUUUCUGUGAAAGAUUUUCCGUUUCACAAGCUCAUUUGCAACAAUGAAUGGAUGCCAAUUGCCAAAUGCAAUAUUGGGCAAGCUUGGCAGUGUCAAGGUUGUUGUUUUGCUUUGUUUACUAAAUACAAGUGCAGUAAACAUGCCAAAUAAGUUCACUCUCUAGGGCAUAGGAAAAUGUUGCACUGCAAACUUACUUUUUUCUUCUUCUGCAAUUGCCACAUGCAUAAGUGCCUAAAAUUGCAAAUUUCCAUUUUGAAUUUUCCAAUUCAAAAUUUCCCAGGUAACCUAUAUAACCGAAAGCACAGUGCUUACGACCCUUAGAGCAAAACCUGAAACAGUGGUGGUACCUGGAGUACUGGGUUUGGAUUUUGGAACUGAGGUUCAAAUUCUUGCUCUGUCAUGCUUGGCCUGGGAAAAUUUGCAGCCAGAACUUGUGUACAGUGGUACCUCAGGUUAAGAACUUAAUUCGUUCUGGAGGUCCGUUCUUAACCUGAAACUGUUCUUAACGUGAAGCACCACUUUAGCUAAUGGGGCGUCCAGCUGCUGCUGCGCUGCUGCUGCACGAUUUCUGUUCCCAUCCUGAAGCAAAGUUCUUAACCCAAGGUACAAUUUCUGGGUUAGCAGAGUCUGUAACCUGAAGCGUAUGUAACCUGAGGUACCACUGUACUGAGAAGGCAAAAAGUGACUGCAAAACAAUCAAUCAGGCAGCUUAAUAUGUUCUGAAAUGUUAAUGUUUUGAAAUUUAUUCUAUUUUAAUAAAAGUGAUUUUGUAAAAUAUCAUUUUUAUAAACUAAAAUUAACGGCCAAAUUCAUGUCAGUUAUCCCAGUGAGGAAUUCAGUGUAGGGCUAUGGCAAUUGUUCCAUCAGCACAAGUCGUUCAGAUGCACCCCUCCCCCUGUGUGCUGUUCUGGGGGUUGUUCUACCCCUUCCAACCCAACUUUGGGGGUCAUAGGGGAGAAGGGAAAGCUCUGUUGUGCCAGCAAGCACCCUUGUGCAAAAACAUCUGCUAGUGGGGCUACUUAGUUGAAUUCUGUCCUUUGUACUCAGUUAUCAGAACACUGGAAUACCCAAUUGUACAUUUACUUCUUAGUGAGCCAUUGGGCAGACGACUGUCUGCAUGCUUUUGAUACCUCCAGGAGUAGAGACUUACUUUUAAAAGGAAAGUGAUAUUUCAGAGGGUAAUAUUCCAGAGGGGACUAGACUGCCAGAUUUCCCCCUCAUGCUUACAACCUGGCCCUUGGGCAACAGGAUGUUUUAGUCUGAACUACCUUGUGGCGUUAUGAGGUAAACUGACAUAAUUGUGCAAAGUCCUUGGGAAGGAAGGAGUAGGAUGGAACAAAUAUAUAAAAUGUAAGAGAGAGAUAUCAUAAAAUAAAUAAGCACUAAAAAAAUCUGUAUUUACCAAGUUUGUAUUUGUACCAAGUUUGUAAAUACCAAAAUCUGUAUUUACCCCUCAAGUUUGAAUUCAUGUGGACUGGGAAGAUUCGAUGCCAGAAAGACCAAAAGUUUAUCGAGGACUGGGGGAAAUUUACAGAAUAUCUGAAAAAUAUAUGUGAUGUACAGACAACGCUUGUUGGUUUUGAAGAGACUCUGUGAAAUAGUAAGAAAUACUGCAAAAAAGAAAGUAAGAGGAAAAGGAGUGGGGAAAGGCAUGUUUUAGAAAUAUCAUGUUUAGAAAUUUUUCGAAAGAUUGACAGAGAAACUGAGGGAAGUCAAAAAUUGAAGCAUGAGUGUAAAACAAUUUGUUGAUUGUAUCACACUUGUUUGGAAAAUGAAUAAAAAUUAUUUUUUUAAAAAAGAAAGAAUUCAUGUGAUUGAACUGAGGCAAUACUGACCCUACCAUGCUAACUUGAGUAAUCUUUCCAGACUAUAACUGAGGUUUACAUGUGGUCUCCCCCAGCUGUACUGAGAGGUAAGUUUCUAAGCUUCUAGCAGUGUAGUGAGCCAUACAUUCCCAAGUGACUCAUUAGAAGUCAAGGGAUUUGAGCUAGGUUCAAGGUUUUGGGGGGCCUUGGGUAAGAGAUCACCAGUAGGUGUUUUUAACCAGCAAUUUAUCUUAGAAUAUCGAUGUCUCUACCAUUUUUCCCAGGCUCAUGUUCGUUUUUCUAAGAAUUCUAACUGUGUGUGCGCCUACAUUACAUGACCCACCCCACAUGUCCAUAAACGUUUGGAGGGAGCAGGUUGUGACCACUGGCCAUACCUCCUGCCAGGAAUGGAAGGGAGGAAAGCACACACACACAAGCAACAUUUUUAUUGAACUCAGUGUGUUUCAAACUGAUUUCUUCAUCAGUGUCUCCCUCAUAUGCAAGUCCUAUGCACACUGCCACCAAAUGCACAACCAGCAGCUGUUACGGCUGGAGCAUGCAUUAGACCUAUUCCCCCCAUUUAAGUCGUGAUUAAACAACAAGCAAAAUACAAACUCACACCGCACAAUCCAGCAGCCCCAAAACAAAACAGCUCCAAUCAAAUCAGCCUCCAAAUGACUCCCGGACGAGGAGAGUCUUGUUGAUUUCAGACAGAGUCCUGAUGACCAUGGAGACUGUCAUUCCAGAGACCAGGGGCACCUGUCAUAAAAAGCCCUGCUUUUAGCUGCUAUUGAUUUCCAGGGUUGGCACAAAAUAUUUUGUAGCCUGAGGCAGGACAGCAAAUAGCGCCCCAUCUUCCCAAGUCAAGUUGCAUAGUCAUUCUGGCCCUUGAGGCCGAAAAUCCAACAAGCCCUUUGCCUGUUUGUUCCCUGGCGGUAAAAAUAUGACAGUAACAAAUAACUCACCAUUUGCUGCCCUUUCGUGACACCCAAAAUUGGCUGCCUGCAGCAGACACCUCACACUGCCUAGUGCUAAGUGCUGGGUCUGGUGAUCUCACCAUACUUAGUGAGCAGAGCCUGAUUACAGGAUUUCAACCAGCAUGGAGGUUCCUACAGUGGGAGGUGGUCUUGGAGAUAGGCUGGCCCCUCGCCUGGAGGGCUCUAAAAAAAAUCCACCCCAGCACACCGGCAUGGACCUGAUGCUAACAGAAAACCAGGUCAGGUGCUACAGACCUGGUUGGAGAUGUUUUCAAGGAAUGGAGCCAUCAAAUCCAAAGUCGGAUUACAAGAGACUCAGUUGUAAGGUUUUGUUUGAUAGAGAUGUUCAUUUUCUCCUGUACCCCCCCUUUUUUUUACAGUGCAAGAGAAUUAUGGACGGCCUCUACAUUCAAGUCACGUCCAUAUGAGGAACUGGACUGUCUCUAUACCUGGCAGCAGCCGCCUUGAGCAGAGUUCAACCUCACUGGCAUCUCCUGAGAACAGUGAAAAGGUACAAUGGAGCUUUGUGGUUUUGUCUUGCUUACAUUGGAUUCACAGGGGGCCUCCAUUAUUUAUUUAAUGUAUUAUAUUAGACUUGCAGUAUUUGAAAUUUCACAAAAGCACACUAGAAAACUACCAGUUUCCUUUUAUUUAGUUGCUAUUUGAGGUUUUAAAGAUCUGUCUGAAAAGGUUAAAAAAAUGAGAAAAUGAAAGUGUAACCCACAGACAUUGAAAUUUGUUAUUUAAUCCGUAGUCUACCUCUCUGCCUUGAACUCUAAUCAAGGUGAUUCACACAGAAAGGAAGCAACUAAAAUUCCUCACUCCAAGAAUUAAAAUCCUCGUAGUGUUCGUGUGUACUGUUCUUAUUUUGAGAUGUAGAGUUGAGAGAUGUUUUCGAAGCAUCCCAGGCACAACCUGGAACAAUUUUCCGUGGAGAACAAAGUGCAGAGCCAGCAGGUUCAAGAGAGGCAGGCAAUUUGAGGCCCUGUUGAAUUUGCUUUGAAGUCUUUGGAAGGUGCUAUAACACCAAGAGCUAUUAUUAUGUUAAUGUACUGUGGACCAGAUUCUGCAGGCUGUUCCAUAAACCAUCAUCCUCAGCAUUCCAUCCCCUGUUCCCUGAAGGUCCUAACCCUGACACCUGGUUUAUGACCCUUAAAACUGAAGACUCCUCUUCCCUGUACAUAUGCCUCAUGAUCAGAGGUAGGUCAGAGUCGGAAGGACAAUUUGCAGCUUGAGUGUUUUGAAAGGAUGCAAAUUGCGUUAUGAAUCUCAGAAAUGCAAAUGGUGGAGUUUUCUCAUUAGCUGCUGUGAGUGGGGGAAAUGGAGAUGGAGAAUGUGUAGGUCAUACAAACCUCAAAGGUUUAUUUGUCCAUGACGCUAAUUCACUUCUGGGCUGUUUGCCUAAUGCAGUCUUCUCUCACUCCCAAGGAUAUUGUGAAGUAUUUAAACUGCUGGAAACGACCAGCAAGGAUUGGUGCAACCUAUUGGUUACUUGUUCAAUUAAAACAUCUCAAAAAUGAAAGCUACUGAGAAUGUGUUACGGUGAUUAAACUAGAUCUGAACUGGUAAUCUUAAUUUUACUUUGGAACGCUUAUAAAGCAAAACAACUAGCUACUAGUUUGGGUCUUUGAGGUCACAGCCCUUUGUUCUCUUAAGUCCGAAGGUGCAUCGAGUUCCAGGUUAUUUGAUUACGUUGCAUUUUGUACCCUUCUGUCCCCUUCCUAUACUGGCUAACAUCAAUAAAAAGCAAAAUAGCUAAUCAACAACAAAAUAAUCCAAAUAAAACAGGGGGGAAAAUCAAAGUGGCAGAUAAAAAGAUCAGUAAACAAACAACCAAUUGGAAAAAUCUUGCACAAGACAGGCUUGCCGGAUGAUCUCAAAGUUCAGACUGAUUAAUGUAGGGGGAUUUUGCCCUUUGGAUAACUUGGCCCCAAGCUGUUUGGGGCUUUAAAGGUAAUAACCUCCCUCACCUUAAAUUGCAUAAGGAAAUCAGCCUACAGCUAAGCAGUAGACAUAACAAGGAAGCAACAUGAUCCUUAAUGGCAACAUAGCACAACGACGGAAAUUUCUGAAUGGUCUUCAAGGGCAGCCUCGCAAAGAGAGCUUGACAGUAGUCCAGCAAGAGGCCUAGCAUGGUGUAAUGGUUUACAGUGCUUCACAAGGACCUAACCUAAGCAUAGGCCCUUGUAGCCACUGCGACAACUUGAGCAAAGCUAAAUCAAGGAACAUCCCCCCAAAUCUGAUCUUUUGAGAGAUUUCUUACUUAAUGCGCAGUAGUCCAGUGAAUUAAAAGAUGUUACACCUCCUAUCACACCCAGUCUUGUACUUAAGGUGCUGUUGUUAGAUUGGACCCCAGAUGAUGGAAUGGUUGUUUUUGUGACAAGGUAAACAAUAAUUUAAUUUAGAUUCCUGGUCUAAAAUUCAGGUUUAGAUCCUGGGUUCAGUUAUGCAACCACCACGUACGGUACUGAGUUUAGUUCUGGGGGCAAACAUAGAUGAUGGGAAUGGAGGCUGGUCCAUUAGGGCAAAUGGGGGCUUGCCCUACUAAGCUGUCAGCUGCCAGCUGUCCCUACCCUCAGCCUAAUCCCUUAGUUACAAAGCUGUCUGGGUUGGAGGUUGAUAGCUUCCUUCUCCUUUGUCUCAGUGUUGCCCUUGUAGCACUCAGCAGGGAGAGGAUGGGGUGAAAAAUAGAAUUAGUUGGCUCUAUAUAUCACUGGCUCUGGCUGUUGGCGAACCCGGCUUCCACCAUACCAAUCAUGAGUAGGAAACAUGAGAAGCAACAAUUUUAAGAUCGAAACAGACAAGAUGUGAAAGUAAUGCUCCAUUUAAAAACAAACAAACAAACCUGAAAUGUAUAGUAGUCCUGUUCUAAACUGAAUCUGGACAGUUGUAUCCGGCAAGUAUCUUUUGCACAGAGCUAUCAAACCAUACCUAGGAGAAGUAUGGGACUGUUCUGUAGGUAUACUGCUUUCAUGCACGACUUCUACACUCAGAUUUCUUGAUGCAAGAAUGGUUGAAGAUCUAUGUGUUGCAUCCAAGGCUGCAAGAGGAGAGUUCUACUUGUGCACCAAGACUUCCGCUUCCUCUCCUCUCCUGUGCCCUGAAAAUCUUCUCCAAAUGGUCCUCCAACCCUCUGGAGCAGGGUGCACUGGGGAGAAGAGGGGAAAUGAUAUUGUGCAAGCAGAAGUCUGCUGUCUUGGAGCCGCAGAACAGCAGCAUUUAAUAUAAUCCUAUAAGCUAUGAACAUGAGUUUGACCAAGCUGCGGGAGGCAGUGGAAGACAGGAGUGCUUGGUGUGCUCUGGUCUAUGGGGUCACGAAGAGUCGGACACGACUAAAUGACUAAACAACAAAUAACAAUAUCUGAAUAGCAGUAGCUGGGUACAGACAUUUUACAUGGAAAUCAGCCCUGAGUGCUCACUGGAAGGACAGAUCCUGAAGCCGAGGCUCCAAUACUUUGGCCACCUCAUGAGAAGAGAAGACUCCCUGGAAAAGACCCUGAUGUUGGGAAAGUUUGAGGGUACAAGGAGAAGGGGACGACAGAGGACGAGAUGGUUGGACAGUGUUCUUGAAGCUACCAGCCUGAGUUUGACCAAACUGUGGGAGGCAGUGGAAGACAGGAGUGCCUGGCGUGCUCUGGUCCAUCGGGUCACGAAGAGUCAGACACGACUAAACGACGACAACAACACUAAAAAUAGGUGUCUUCUGGUUUGAAUUUAAUCUUCUAGAAUUGAAGAAUGAGGGUAGUAGACACGUUCCAUUUGAUUAGGGUCAGAGAUGGAGCACCUACAGCCCUCCAGAUGCUGCUGAAUUCCAACUCCCAUCAGCCCCAGCCAUUGUGGCCAAAUGCCAAGGAUGAUGGGAGAUGAUGUUCAGCAAAUCUGGAGGGCUGCAGGUUCCUCACUCCUGGUUAUGGUUUGAAAACUGUGCUCUGAGGAGUCUAGGAAGACUACACAACAACAGCCUGUUCUUCACUUGAGGGUUGUUGGGUUUUUUUACUCAAAGGGGAUGUAGGAUGUGGUGGAAGAGUGAAUUCUCAGUGGUGAUAGUGCCCAGCAGGCUUAGACAGCACUUUGUUAAGAAUGGUCCUUCUACUGAGGUUCUUUGGUCUUGUGAAUCGUGCAUUUAAACUUAAGGAUUUUGACUUUAUCGUCUUUAUUCAUUGUUUUAGAUCAGAGUUUUCCAACCUUCUCAUGUUGGCGACACACUUUUUUAAGACAUGCAUCAUUUCGCGACACAGUAAUUCAAUUUUACUAGCAAACCGGACAUUAAACUAACCCCUUAUAAGAGCAUUUGUGCAACACACCUACACACUGUAGCUGACACACUAGCAUGCCGCGAUACACAAUUUGGAAAGCUCUGUCCUUCAGGGUAGAUUUCCUUCUCUUAAAUUGUGUAACAGAGCCAUAUACAGUGAUGGCUCUGUAUAAAUAACAGUUAUAAUGUGAUAAUAAGUGGAAAGAGUGAUGCUUCCUGAAUAUCCUGCUUGUGGCUUCCCACGUGCAUGGCAAGCACAGAACCCUGGACUAGAUAGGCAUUUUGGUCUGACCCAACCGGGCUCUUCUUAUAGAAAGGCAUUCUACUGUACAUUUUAGAGCUACAGAUUUAUCACAGUCACAAACCAACUUAAGUUGCUAUGCCCAGGGUAAUUAAUGUUAAGUUUCAUGCAUUACAUCUCAACCACUAAGGAGCCUAGAGUUAUUAGUUUGGAGAAUGUCUUGCAGGAAAGAUUUUAAGGGCAAAUCAAAAGCCCCAAAAGGGCAACAGGAAAGAAGCUCUAGACUGCAAUCCAAAACCCACUUACCUGAUGGCUCCAUUGACAUACAAUACACCACAUUUCUGAGUAAAUGUGUAAUAGGAUUGUACAGUAAGCUUGCCAACUUGGCACUUUCUAUCCUUUGCCUCUAUAGAAAUGAUCCAUAUUACCUUUGCUGGUAUGCAGUGUUCCCCCCUAGGUACCAGUACUCACCAUAAAGUUGUUACAGUAAGUGCCACACUUUUUAACAACAACAACAAGAAGAGGUGCUGGUACUGUGUACCACUGAGUACCUCCUGGGGGAAAAGCACUGCUGGUAUGCUUUCUCAUAAUGCAAUAUAAUCAGAAACAGCUUCCCCUGGAGCUGUCCUGUGGCAUCUCCAAGCCCCUUCCUUGCUUGAUGGGAGCUGAUUGGAGAGAGGGUGCAAACAAAACCUGCAGAAGCCGCAUCUGCAUUCCAGUUUCCCCAGCCACUCUGGGCAGCUCCCAACAGAAUAUUAAAAACACAAUAAAACUUCAAACAUUAAAAUCUUCCCAAUACAGGGCUGCCUUCAGAUGUCUUCUGAAAGUCAGAUAGUUGUUUGUUUCAUUGACAUCUGAUGGGAGGGCGUUCCACAGGGCAGGCACCACUACCGAGAAGGCCCUCUGCCUGGUUCCCUGUAACCUCACUUCCCGCAGGGAGGGAACAGCCAGAAGGCCCUUGGAGCUGGACCUCAGUGUCUGGGCUGAACGGUGGGGGUGGAGAUGCUCCUUCAGGUAUACUGGGCCAAGGCCGCUUAGGGCUUUAAAGGUCAGCACCAGCACUUUGAAUUGUGCUCAGAAAUGGACUGGGAGCCAAUGUAGGAGUGCCAGUGCUACUUCCUAGUACCCUGUCUGAACUCUUUCAGAGAAAGGUGGGUUUUUUUGGGGGGGGGUUCCCUCUUGAUCUGCAAUCUGCUGGAAUGUGGAUGUUUAACACAGAGAAAGCUUGGGAACACAAGCAAGCAUAUGUCUCCUGGAAAAUGCAAGCUAAGUUAAUGGUGGCAUUUACAGAGGCAUUACUUUUUUCACAGGUGUGGUAUGGAGGGGGGGGGGUUAACCGCCCCCCCCAUGUUUCAGAUGACAAAAAUGUUCUUCUUGAGGUGCACCUGUCCCUGAGCAGUGAGACAAGAAAAUGAACCACAACAAUGCUCUUAAUAUACACUGGUUUUUGGAAUCUAAACUUAGAUGUAUCCAACACUUUGAAUUUCAUAGUCAAGCUUAGAAUAUCCAAUCCUUUGAACUUUUAAAGGGUACCACUGGCACCCCUGAAAUCUCUUCUCACCCUCCAUUAGUACUGGAAUGGCCCACAAGUGCUUCCGAACCUCCUCCAUCUGUGUUUGAACAUCAUGCUUGUCAAUCAUGCAAUUUCAGUUCCACUUUAGAAAUUUGUGCCUACUGACUGGGCCAAGAUAGCAUAUGAAAAUGGUGAUCUAGCUAUUUCUAGGUGUGGUGGAAAUUAACCCUGUUAUUUCUAGAUGGUGAUGCUUUGUGUGUUGCAUGCCGUGCCAUCCCAUUCAUGAUGCCAACCCUUCCCUUACCAAAUCUUAAAGCACAAUGGAAAGGAAUCCCUCAGACACUUUUGAUGCAUCAUCAGAAUGGUAGGAAACAUUCUGAGCAAAGGCAGGCACCAGGGAAACAUUCUGUGAGCCAAAUGGGUAAGUGGGAAAAGCGACACUUCGGGAGCUGUGAUGUCACUUGUGGAGCCCUCUGGAAUGGCCAAAUGGUCUACAAAAGCAUUCUAGUGCUUUAAAAAUAAUGUUACAUGAAUCCAUAUCUUCCACAGGUAGUAGGACCAUGACUGAAUGAAAACAAAGUUUGUGUGUGGCUGCAAACAAAUGUAUUAUACUUGGUGUUGAACACCUUUAUCAGGGAAAUACACCUUGGUGUGUUCAAAACCAAUUCAACAAAAGUUAUACAGGCCAAUUCUAUAUGUGUCUAACUCAGAAGUAAGCUCCAUCGUUUUCUUACUUACUUAAGUGUAUAUAUAGGACUACAGUCACAGAGAUUCAGGUUUUAACAUUGCAGGAGUGCAAAUCAAGUUCUCUAGUGAGCAAGGGCUCCCCUUUCGCUUCCAUACCAAAGGCAGCUUAAUGUGAAAACGAGUCACAUGAAAGCUUCACACAUGACCUGCAGUUCCCAUGAGCAGAGGGAAUAUUGGAUCAGGACUAACAUAGUUUGCAUCUGGAAAAGCCAAUAUGGUGCCGUUCAGAUGCUGUGGGGACUACAAUUCCCACCAGCGCAAGUUGGUAUGGCAAAUGUUCAGGGAUGAUGGGAGUUAGAGCCUCACAACAUAUGAAGGGCACCAUAUUUGCUACCCCUGACUCAGGCUCAUUUAUUGGAAAAAAGGAGUAACAUCUGUGAUGCUUACAAUUCUAAGAAGAAAAUGUAUGGUGCAUUACUGUCUGCAAAUUUCCACCUUAGUCCUACAAAGCUACUGCAUUUCAGCGUAAAGUUACAACGAUUUUCCUGUGUGUGUGUGUGUAAUAUAUGACUCCCCAAAAUGAAGGAAAGGUGAAUGGUUCCCCAUUAUAUCCCAGCUUGUUAUCAAAGUACCGUUUGAGAUACUUUUAAGGAGUCUGUCACCCUUGUGCGAUAGCUCGGGAAAGACAAUGGGUUGUACCUAAUGCAAUACUCAAGAGUAGACCCAUUAAAAUUAAUGGGAAUGUCAAUCUUAGUUCCAUUAACUUCAACGGGCGGUAGUCAACUAAAUCCUUGCACAAGAGGAACAACUUCUGCUUGCACGAUGGGAUUCCCCCUGCUUGCCCAAAUAUGAUCCUGAUGGCUGGGGAACAAAUUCAGAGUACGCACAGGGAGAGGAGAUUGGGGGAGAAGAGUCCCUUUGCACAAGCACAAAUAGCUCUACUUCCACAACAAUUUACUUAGUGCUAUGCUGAGUUCAACCAGGGCUUUUUCUCCAGCCGGAACUUGCUGGAACCUCUCAGGUGGGUUCUGGCACCUCUCCAGUGCCAUCCUAAGAGAAUGAGGGAGGUGUUCAUGGUGAGUUGUGGCACCUCUUUUUCUAGAAAAAUAGCACCGAGUGCAACCCAGUGGGUCUGCUCCGAGUAAAAUUUAUUUGGAUACAACCCAUUCUGUUCUCUCUCUCAAGAGUGGAAUGCAGUAAUAAUGACUAUAACACAGUGGGGUGAAUCUGAGUUGGGCAGAUUUUGACCAGGAUCCAUAUGUUAAGGUUAGAGUAAAUGUUUCACUUAGUUUCCUUGUAAAGACCUAUACAUGGUCUGAAUGUACAAGUGUUACAACGUGAACAUUUUAAACCAUCACUUUACCACUGAAAAGUAAUGCAGAUUGUAAAGAAAAUGAGUUUCUCUCUCUCUCUCUCUCUCUCUCUCUCUCUCUCUCACACACACACACACACACACUCACACUCACACUCAAAUUAACCAAUGGUUUGGCUUCUUCUGGCUUUACAUUUAAAAAGCCAUACCCUUCUGCCAUAUGUUUUUCAAUUGCAUCCUUUGGUUCAUUUCACACACACCCUCUAGCCCAAGAGUAGCCCAUAACCUUCAGGGCAGGGGAGCCCAAAGGGGUGCUGGUUAUGUUUGUAUAGCCUAUGGGAGCUUUGUAAACCACAAUAACAAACAACAACAACAACAACAAAAAAAACCCCAAGCAUCAUAAAAGCCCAACUAAUUUUAAGUAUGUGUGUUAGGUUACCAAACUUAAACACAAAAUGCAGUGGGGAUGGGCUACGUUUGUACAAUGUUGCACAAAAAAGAAAUGUAGGAAACUCUCACUGUAACAAUAAUACGGGGGGGGGGGCAGGGAGCACUAGCACAAAAGCCAAACUGUGUUUUUUCCUUUUUUUGGGUUACCAGACUUAGAACUGAUCACGCAAUUUCAUUUCAGUAACUUACAAUUUCUACUCUCUUUGAUAAUGUGCUGUAAAAGAGCCAACUUUCUUUAAUGACAAGGCUUUAAGAGGAAUGACUUUUCUGAACAAAAAAUAUCAAAGCUGAGCAAAGAUGAGUUUUUUUUUAUAAAAAGGAAACUAUGAAUUAAAAUGACCUUGUGUUCCAAAACUUUUUCACACAUUGCUUGAUGUUCUCAGUUCCUCUCCCCUGCCAGCGCCCCCACCCCAGAAACAGAGCUGGUGCCUUUGGCAAAUGGAGACCUGAGAGGGCAGAGAAAUCAUAAUCUCACUGCAUUAUCUAUUGGAACUGCUUAGCACUGAGGGUGCCUGGUGUUUUUCAGCGUAACCUUUAGCAGUUAUUAAAGCAAUCACAAAUAUUUUCUUCCUAUCAGAGUUGGAGUCCUCUCUGCUAGGAGCAAAGGCUGA